Molecule: messenger RNA, 1478 nt
Organism: Halichondria panicea
Lineage: Eukaryota; Metazoa; Porifera; Demospongiae; Suberitida; Halichondriidae
Product: TNF receptor-associated factor 4-like
Exons: 1
Coding region: 79-1314 (411 amino acids)
Molecular function (GO): zinc ion binding
Source: RefSeq, a predicted model, not a curated record
UGUGAGAGCACAUGAUCUAGCACAUGGUGUGCAGACCAGCUGUAGCUUUGUUUAAGUUUGUGUGUUGAGAUUGAGAAGAUGGCCACCUCAAAAGAACAUGACCUCAGUGGCUAUCAGCAUCAUUUCCUGAAGAAUGUGAAGGACUAUGAUUGUCCCAUAUGUCUGCAUGUGACCCGAGAGCCCAGCCUCACCAGCUGCUGUGGACAGCACUUUUGUCAAGCCUGCAUCCAAAAGAUACUCACUGAGUACAAACCUUGCCCUCUUUGUAAGCAGGCGGGAUAUUCGAUCAUGCUCGACAAGAAGCAGAAGAGACGAAUUUUCGAUCUUCAAAUUUAUUGCGCCAAGAAGGGAGACGGAUGUAGAUGGACUGGAACAAUGGGAAAUCUUCAAAACCAUGCUGACAAAUGCCGUUUCUAUGUGGUCGAUUGCCCAAACAAAUGUGGAACGCAGCACAAGAGGAGAGAAUUAAGACCACACAUACUGAACUGCGCAUAUAGACCAUUCAACUGUAGAUACUGUCAACUAAGUGGGCCUUUACGAGAGAUAAAAACCCUCCAUCUUUCCGUGUGUUCAAAGUACCCAGUGGCAUGCCCCAACGAGUGUGGAGUGGCUCCCCCAGAGAGAGGUCAACUGGAGGGGCACCUGAGAGAGUGUCCGCUGGCAAUGGUCGAGUGUGAGCUGAAGGAGCUGGGCUGUGAGGAGGUGGUACAACGGAAGGACGCAGACAAACACAUGGAGGAGACCACAGAGAAACACAUGAAACUUAUGACCCUUCAUUAUGCAAAAAUUGUCAAGAAUCAAGCUAGCAUGACGGAGCAGAUUACGAAAUUUAAGGAGGAAAACAAGAAACUGAAAACAGACCUGAAAAAUGCUCUGCACAAAGAAGUGGACCACAUGACGCAGCACUUAAGUUCUAACGUAGAGGACAUUGUCAUCUCUUAUGACAAGCAAACCGAUAGAAGAUCUUUGAGCGGGGAAGUAUUAACCUAUCCAUCAAAAUGUAGCCUUCAAAUUUUUGUGAUUCUGAGAGUUAGCGAAUCCAUAUUGGAAAUCAAUUUAGACGGCUUCGAUUUUGAGUUCAAUGAUUACCUGCAAUGGCCGAAAAUGUUCACUAUGACGGUGAAGCUUCUCAACAAGCUUGGUGACCAAGACCACCACGUAGUAACGGAAAGGAUCCCAGCUUCUUCCACCGAUUUAUUUAAUAACCAGAUCAUCAUACCGUUCUCGACCAUUGAUACGCCACCAGCUGGAGUGAAGUAUGUCGAUGUGGACAAUAAUCUGAAGUUGAGAAUCUACGUUACUGAAAUGUACUAAUUAACUGAUUGACAUUGAUGCUUGGACAUCACUUUGUGUGCAUGAUAUACUUAUAUUAACUUGAACUUUCAAGUAAUUAUUGAUUUUUGUUACAUGAUGCAUUAUGCUUAACAACAAUACAUGUCCGAUUUUCAUUAAUAACUGUGUUUUAUUUAAUAACUGUG